AUGACAUCGUUAGUGCUCCAGACCCGUCUCGCGCCUCCUUCUCUCGCCGCCCCUCCUGGUGCAGCCAUCGCAGCCGUCGCAUUCCUUCCCGAGCGUCGCCGCGGUCGCCCGGUGGGGUCGCCGAGCUGGCGAUUUGUCGCACAGCCGCCACGGCUGAGCGCGCCGAGCGGGCUGAGCGCGCGACGGCAUGGAGAUGGCGAGAUUGGCUUUCGUUCUGAUCGAACGGCGAGGGUUGGUCGGGAGAGGAGUGGAGGUGGAUUAACGGCGAGAUGCCAGGGGCAGAGAGCACAGGGGGGAGGCGAGAGAGCUGACGUGGCAGAUGGGGAGAAGACAGCUCAGCUGGAAAAAUCGCCUCUGGCGGACCAAUCCGUGGCUGCCACGUGUAUCAACGCCAUCCGCAUGCUGGUGGUCGAUGCAGUCAACAACGUCAACGCGGGCCACCCCGGGUCCGCCAUGGGGCUCGCGCCACUUGGCGCGCUGCUAUUCGCCGAGGAGAUGCGCUUCGACCCCGCUGAUCCCGCGUGGCCCAAUCGCGACCGCUUCAUUCUGAGCAACGGCCACGUGUGUCUGCUGCAGUACUGCCUGCUGCACCUCACGGGUUACAAUCUCCAGAUGGGGGAUCUGAAGCGGCUGGCAAAGCUGGGGAGCAAGACGCCAGGGCACCCGGAGAACACACUCACUCCCGGGAUAGAGGUCACCACAGGUCCUCUGGGGCAGGGCUUUGCGAAUGCGGUGGGCGUGGCGGCAGCAGAGGCGCACCUAGCUGCUCGCCUCAACACCGUUGACUUCCCUGACCUCCUUGACCACCACACGUUCGUGGUAUUUGGCGACGGCUGUGCAAUGGAGGGCGUGGUGAACGAGGCAGCGUCCCUGGCGGGGCACUGGGGGCUGGGGAAGCUCAUUGCCUUCUAUGACUCCAACCAGGUCACCAUAGACGGCAGCACGGCCCUUGCCUUCUCAGAAGAUGUCAUGGGCCGCUUUGCCGCGCUGAGGUGGCACGUGCAGCGAAUCACACUGCGCGUCGCUGCUGACCUGGACGCGCUUCGCGCCGCCAUACAAGCCGCCAAGAGUGAAACCCACAAGCCAUCGGUCAUUCAAGUGGACACGGUGAUUGGGUUUGGGUCGCCCAGGAAGCAGGGCACCAGUGCGGCCCACCAUGGGGCGUUUGGACCCGAGGAGACUGAAGCUAUUCGGGAGACACUGCACUGGCCCUACAACGAGCCGUUUACUGUUCCCGAGGAGGUGUACAGGGUCAUGCAUGCGGCGGCAGCGCGCGGCCAAUCAGCGGCCGCCAGCUGGAGGGAUCGGACGGUGCAGUACCGCCAGCGCCACCCGGACCGGGCGGCGCUUUUGGACGCACUCACAGUGCCUGGGCGGCUGCCAGCUGGCUGGGAAGACUCAUUGCCGCACUUCGAACCAUCAACACCACCCGAUGCCACGCGGGGUUACUCAGAGACCUGCCUCAACGCCCUCGUGCACUCGCUACCCAACCUGCUGGGCGGCAGCGCUGACCUGGCAUCCUCCAAUAAGGUGUCAUUCCACGGGCUACCAGACUUCUCCCGAGAGUGCUUUGAGGGCCGCAACUUCCACUACGGCGUGCGCGAGCAUGCCAUGGCUGCCAUCAGCAACGGACUCGCUCUCCACUCACACGCGCUCAUACCAGUGGCAGCCACCUUCCUCGUCUUUUCCGACUACAUGCGCCCGGCAGUGCGCCUCGCCGCCCUCUCUGCCGCCCACGUGCUCUUUGUCUUUACCCACGACUCCAUCGGGCUGGGGGAGGACGGCCCCACGCACCAGCCAGUGGAGCAUCUCCCAUCUCUCCGCGCAAUCCCCAACCUCCACGUCAUCCGCCCGGGUGACGCCACCGAGACAGCUGGCGCCUACGUGGCGGCGAUCCGGCGCAGCGUGGGGCCCACCGCGAUCCUGCUGUCCCGUCAGAAGCUGAUAGCUCAGCUCCGGGGGUCGUGUAGGGAAGGGGUGCUGAAGGGGGGUUAUGUGCUGGGCGGUGGGGGAGGGGAAGGAGAGGAGGAGGGAGUGGGAGAGAAGGAUGGAGGGGAGAUGGGAGAUGAGGGAGAGGGAGGCGGUGGUGCUGGAUUGGAUUUGAUUCUGAUCGGGUCAGGGUCAGAGCUGGUGCUCUGCCAGGAUGCUGCUGAGAAGCUUCGCCAGGAAGGGUACAGUGUGCGGGUGGUGUCUCUGCCCUGCUGGGAGCUCUUCAGGCAGCAGCCUCGGGAGUAUCGGGAAGCUGUGCUGCCGCCACGUGUCACCAAACGACUGGCCGUUGAGGCUGCUCGCUCCCAGGGCUGGUGCGAGUGGGUGGGGCCUGAAGGUGCUGUCCUCUCUGUUGAGCGAUUCGGUGCCAGCGGGCAUUAUCUUGAAGUGUUCCAUAAGUUUGGAUUCACUGUAGAGAACAUCAUAGAGCGUGCUUAUAUGGUGAUGGGGAGGACCCAGUGA
Messenger RNA from Closterium sp. Naga37s-1, 2451 nucleotides. The record is from the annotation of a GenBank genome assembly. Lineage: Eukaryota; Viridiplantae; Streptophyta; Zygnematophyceae; Desmidiales; Closteriaceae.